Salvelinus fontinalis (brook trout) is the source of this 2297-nucleotide messenger RNA. RefSeq names its product protein CLN8-like. Gene Ontology annotation, cellular component: endoplasmic reticulum; membrane. The record is from RefSeq and is a predicted model, not a curated record. Gene Ontology annotation, biological process: lipid homeostasis. Lineage: Eukaryota; Metazoa; Chordata; Actinopteri; Salmoniformes; Salmonidae. The transcript is spliced from 4 exons. Bases 318 to 1178 code for a protein of 286 amino acids.
GGAGAGCAGGGAAAAUAUCACAGGGCGGGAUUUCCUCUUCCUUGUCAAAUUGAAUUCAUAUGGUAACUAACCCGCUGCUAAAUUCACAGACAGCUCUGUUUGCCAACAAUGGAAGAAUAAGAUUCCAAUUUGUUUGUGGCUAACGUUAGCUAACUCGAGGGGUUAGGAGUUUCCAACAGCUGAAGGACAAACCGCUUGAGGUGGUUUAUAACUAACCCAUGGGACACUUCAGUGAUGACUGGUUACUCAACUCUGUGAGAAUUCCGCGGAUGUAAGAGCAACAGACAUCAUCCACCAUCCCACCCACACAAAUCAACAUGACCUCCCAGCAGGCCAACCCUUUGACGGCAUUCAAGAGCCCCGCUGACCUCAGUCCGGACUACUUCUCCUGGGUCCUUCGCCUCCAGAUCAUCAGCCUGGGCUUUGCCUUCUACACUGCCAUUUUCCUCCUCUCCCACCUGGUGUCCACAGCCCUCUCCCAGACCUACCACUCUCUGCUGGCCAAGGAGAAGGUGUUCUGGAACCUGGCGGUCACACGGGCUGUAUUCGGCCUCCAGAGCACGGUGGCAGGCUUACGAGCGCUAACCGAAGACUCGGCCUUGUCAAGGGACAGGAUAAGAGGUCAGGAGGACUGGUCGUGGUUCACCGUGCUCACCGCCACGGGCUUCUUCCUGUUUGAGAAUGUGGAGCUGCAUCUCUCCAGUGUGGUGUUCAGGUCCUUCGACCUCGCUCUGGCUACCCACCAUUUCUUUGCCCUGUCAGGGUUCACUGGGGCCGUGGUCUGGGACUCACUAGGGCAUUACCUGCCCAUGGUCACUCUGCUGCUGGAGAUGAGCACGCCUUUCACCUGCAUCUCUUGGAUGUUACUUAAGGCAGGCUGGGCGAGGACCCUCUUCUGGAAGGCCAACCAAUGGGUGAUGGUCCACAUGUUCCACUGCCGCAUGGUGCUUACCUACUACAUGUGGUGGGUGAGCUGUAGCCACUGGGGGGAGAUGAACAUGUACGUGGCUCUGCCCCAGCGAGUCCUCUUCUACACUGGCCUGGCCCUGCUCACAGUGCUCAUCAACCCCAUCUGGACACACAAGAAGACCAUGCAGCUCCUCAACCCUGUCGACUGGAACUUCAGCAACAAGCCAUUGCCCAGUGGGGAACGGGAAGAGAAACCUCAUGAGAGCUAAACGGAACCAAGGACUGUGAACCUGUUUUGUACAGUUAUGUUUCUUUUACUAUGUUUGUAAAGGAGAGGAAGUGUGAUUCAAAGCGAAAAAUAGUCUAACUCUGGCUUUUAAGUUUGUAACGGAAAGGAAAGGCCAUUUUAAAUACUACUUUCUUACUAACUCUGGCUUUUAGUGUUUGAAGUAUUUUGAGCAUUUCAAGUUUAUCUGAACUACUGUGUUUUUAAGGUUCUCAGUAUAGGUCUGUUGUCUCUACAAGACGUGGGUGAAAGGGCCUUUGACGACAAGAAAUGUCAUAGGUGAACUUAAUUUUAUAGUGGAAAAGUGUUGGCCUGACCCGUAUGCCGUUGGUUAUUCACAGUUUUUGAUAGUGUUGCUUUAUUGAGUGGGAGUGCAGAUGAACAGAGAGAAAGGCAUAUUAUUGUUCUGUCUACUCAGUUCAGCUUCCAGCAGAAAGCUGUGAAUGUGCUAGUUAACCUCUCUGGAAUGGGGUGUUGGCUUGUUUGAAGUGCACUUACGGGUAAAGUGUGUGGUCACUCAAACACUAUGUGCUGAGCACAGACCAGUCCAUGAUGCAGCAGAUUUACUCGCUGAGAACAAACUCAGUGACAGACUGAGAUUGGAGACGGUCACGAUUUGGCAGAUGAGGAAAGUCUUACAGCUUUCGAACGUCAUUGGAAGGCAAGCAACUUCUUUCUGUAUCGUAAAAAAGUAUUUCUGAUUUGCUUCAGAGUAGACUGUAAUGUGUGCUGGUAGUGAUGUGUGCUCUAGUUUAAUCUUUAUCAAUUCAUUUAAUCUUGAGAAAAUGGUUCCUGUAUUCUGUGGAUGUCUGAGUCGUAUCUUUGAUAGUGGGGUUGACUUAAGAGUAUAGACUCCGUGUAGACUCUCUAAACGUGUGACAGUGGAUGCUAAGAGAGCUGUGAGAAGCAGUGCUGUUUUCAGCGGGGGUCACCAAAGGGAGUGGAUAGACUAAUAACAAGCACCACGGUGCAGGCCAAAUGAAUGGUGAUGUCUUCCUUUUGUUACUUAUCAACUCUCUCUACUGUUGAUCUGUCGGAAAAGGAAGUUGGGGGUUCAUUCUUUGAGUAAUCUCUCCUUUGUUUGCUAUCUCCUAGACCUUCU